Molecule: messenger RNA, 2593 nt
Organism: Acomys russatus (golden spiny mouse)
Lineage: Eukaryota; Metazoa; Chordata; Mammalia; Rodentia; Muridae
Gene: Kcnj14
Product: potassium inwardly rectifying channel subfamily J member 14
Exons: 3
Coding region: 199-1503 (434 amino acids)
Biological process (GO): regulation of monoatomic ion transmembrane transport; potassium ion import across plasma membrane
Cellular component (GO): plasma membrane
Molecular function (GO): inward rectifier potassium channel activity
Source: RefSeq, a predicted model, not a curated record
CCGAUGUAGCUCAGAGGUUGGGUGCCCCAGCUCAGGCCCCAGGGGCCGAGGACAGACCUGAACACAUUAGCACCUACAGAAGGCCCUCUCCAGCCUGGGCAGAGGAACCCCCCAGUGCAAGGCAUGGGGGUGGGCGGCCCCCCCAGGUUUGGGGCGCCCGCCCCCCGCUAGGCCAAGUAGAGGGGGUCUCCCCGCCCAAUGGGCCUGGCCAGGGCCCUGCGCCGCCUGAGCGGCGCGCUGGAGUCAGGAAACAGUCGAGCAGGCGAUGAGGAGGAGGCAGGGGCCGGGCUGUGCCGCAAUGGGUGGGCGCCGGGGCCAGUAGCUGGGAGCCGGCGGCGCGGGCGCUUCGUUAAAAAAGAUGGGCACUGCAAUGUGCGCUUCGUGAAUCUGGGUGGCCAGGGCGCGCGCUACCUGAGUGACUUGUUCACCACAUGUGUGGACGUGCGCUGGCGCUGGAUGUGCCUGCUCUUCUCCUGUUCCUUCCUCGCCUCCUGGCUGCUCUUCGGCCUGACCUUCUGGCUCAUCGCCUCGCUGCACGGAGACCUAGCUGCCCCGCCGCCACCUGCGCCCUGUUUCUCGCAGGUGGCCAGCUUCCUGGCUGCCUUCCUCUUUGCGCUGGAGACACAGACAUCCAUAGGCUACGGUGUGCGGAGCGUCACUGAGGAGUGUCCAGCUGCUGUGGCCGCUGUCGUGCUGCAGUGCAUAGCAGGCUGUGUGCUCGACGCCUUCGUCGUGGGUGCAGUCAUGGCCAAGAUGGCCAAGCCCAAGAAACGUAACGAGACAUUGGUCUUCAGCGAGAACGCGGUAGUGGCUCUGCGAGACCACCGUCUCUGCCUCAUGUGGCGGGUGGGCAACCUGCGUCGCAGCCACCUGGUGGAGGCUCACGUGCGGGCCCAGCUACUGCAGCCCCGUGUGACCCCAGAGGGUGAGUACAUCCCGCUGGACCACCAGGAUGUGGAUGUUGGUUUUGAUGGAGGCACUGAUCGUAUCUUCCUCGUGUCCCCCAUUACCAUCGUGCACGAGAUUGACUCUGCCAGUCCGCUGUAUGAGCUGGGGCGGGCCGAGCUGGCCCGAGCUGACUUUGAGCUGGUGGUCAUUCUUGAAGGUAUGGUUGAGGCCACAGCCAUGACGACACAGUGCCGCUCAUCUUACCUGCCAGGCGAACUGCUCUGGGGCCAUCGCUUUGAGCCAGUCCUCUUCCAGCGGGGUUCCCAGUACGAGGUUGACUAUCGUCACUUCCACCGAACAUAUGAAGUCCCCGGGACGCCGGUCUGCAGUGCCAAGGAGCUGGAUGAACGGGCAGAGCAGGCUUCCCACAGCCCCAAGUCCAGUUUUCCUGGCUCCCUCACUGCAUUUUGUUAUGAAAAUGAACUUGCUCUGAGCUGCUGCCAGGAAGAAGAUGAAGAUGAGGACACUAAGGAGGGGGCUUCAGCAGAGACCCCAGAUAGGGCUGCCAGCCCCCAAGCUCUUACACCAACCCUCGCACUGACCCUGCCUCCGUGACACAGCUGAGGUCCACUUCCCCGUGUGACACCCCUUCCCAAAGAUGACACAGGUGGAGAGCUUCCAGCCUCUGUUGGGAGUGGGGCAGGGCAGUGGCCUGCUGAGAUAACCAUUCCCAGGAUGUCUACCACAGAUACACCACACCUUUAUUGCUCUGUUCCAUUCUCACUUCCAAGACCCCCCUCAUGAGCUGGAUUUCUGAGUCUCACCAGAGCAGAGGGAUCAGAUUUCUGGACCAUCCAAGAGGCAAGGCAUGGAGGCUGGAUUCUGCUUAGAUAACCGUGAGACACACAGCCACAGGGAGGACGGUGUCAAUUUAUACAGAUCAAGACACAAAGACUCAAGCGACGAUGGCUCUGCUACCUUCAGGAGGGGAGAGGACAGAGUACUUCAAGGAUUCAGUCAGGAUCGUCAGAAUUGACCAAAGACAGAAUGGCAACCGGACGUGUGUGUGAAGGAAAGAGCUGGUGGUUCCAGAGCCCAACAGUCUAGGUUGACAUUGGGGAUCUAGGUUGGCUAGAGAUUGGAACUGCACCAGAAACUGCAAGGCUGUGUUUCUAGAAUAUACACCCAUUGCUAGGUCUCUGAGUUUUGGAAGGACUAAGCUGAUGUGCUGAGGCUCCCAAUGCUGGCUAUUUAGGGUGCAGCUGAUGGGGUGAGUCUGGCUUCUCCAGGAUGCUAGGGGUGAAUAUGGCUUUUGUUUGAAGUGCCAUUCUUAGAACAUCCAAAGGAAUCAGGAUUCUAUGGUUCAGGGUUGAACAUAACCUAGGCAGGAUUUUAGGUGUCUGUGAUUUGCUGGUUCCACUUUGCCCAGCAGGGGUGAGGGUCUCCGUGAUAUUGGGUGACUUCCUGUGGUUCUGUAAUGCCAAAGAGGAAUCAUACUUCAGGGACCAGAGCUGUCCUUUCCCAAAGCCUAGAAGUCCUAGUCAUCUUCAGAUGGACAGCCUGGUAGUUCUAGGAGGCAGACUCUCUUCUGAAUGGAGCUUGCAAGCAAGGGCCUAGAAGAUCACAGGGCUAAGUAGUGGGCAAGGGAGGGGAGAGGCUGAGGCUGAUGAGCCUGCAGUGCUCUGUGUAGACUGCUAUACCUAAU